CCGCCCCAUUCACGGCCUCUGAAACCCAGUUGACGACAAGCUCAGUCCCAGAAGGGGUCUGCUGUCUGAGCAAGAAGCCGCAUCUUCACUGGCCAGCCGGGAGAGGACCUGGGGUCUCGCUGGGCGCCCGACAGACCCUCCCCGGGGACCCGCCUGUCCCACACCGCCCGCGACGCCGGCGCUCCGCAUCAGGUUCUCCAGCCACAGCAUUACCUGUGGGCUCUCGAAUUCCCAGGGUUUCCAGAGGAUGCUCGGGCCACCAGCUGGGACCUCGGGGCAACAGUGAGAGGGGCAUCCAUCCUCCCUUUCGGCUCCUCUCCUCCUGUGCCAGGGGCUCCCCCAGGGGGACGAGCAUGGUGGUUUUCCAUCGGAGCCCCUGGCUUGGGACGUCUGAGAAGAUGCCUGCUAUGAGGCUGUUCACUUGCUUCCUGCAGCUUCUGGCUGGGCUGGCGCUGCCUGCUGUGCCGCCCCAGCAAUUGGCCUUAUCUGCUGGGAACAGCUCUUCAGAGAUGGAAGUGGUGCCCUUCCAGGAAGUGUGGGGCCGCAGCUACUGCCGGGCCCUGGAGAGGCUGGUGGACAUCGUGUCGGAGUACCCCAGCGAGGUGGAGCACAUGUUCAGCCCGUCCUGCGUCUCCCUGCUGCGCUGCACUGGCUGCUGUGGUGAUGAAAACCUGCACUGUGUCCCAUUGGCCACCCCCCAAUCCAAGCAUCCAACCUUUCUCUCCCUACAGCUCCUGAAGAUCCGUUCUGGGGACCGGCCCUCCUAUGUGGAGCUGACAUUCUCUCAGCAUGUGCGCUGUGAGUGCAGGCCUCUGCGGGAGAAGAUGAAGCCAGAAAGGAGGAGACCCAAGGGCAGGGGGAAGAGGAAGAGAGAGAAGCAGAGACCCACAGACUGCCACCUGUGCGGCGAUACUGUUCCCCGGAGGUAACCAGCCCCUCGGAGGAGAGACCCCACACCUGGCUCGUGUAUUUAUUACCGUCACACUCUCAGUUACCUCCCUGCUGGCACCUGCCCUCUAUUUAUUAGCCAAUUGUAUCCCUGCUGAAUGACUCUCGCCCCAUCCAAGAUGAGGGGCAGGGAGGGACAGGACCCUCAGGAAUUCAGUGCCUUAAGCAGAACGUGAGAGAAAGAAGGCAGCCACGGACCCGUGUGUACUUCAGCUUGGCAAGAAGCAAGGCAUGUGGCUUUAUGAGGGGCAAGCCAGACCCCAGAGGCCCUGGGGGUCUCCAAAGGGCUGGAGAAGGAAGACGAGGAGGACACACCGCCUGUUCUUGGGCCUUGGUUUCUGCACAGACAAGCAGCCCUGGCCAGGGUGGGAGUGGAGGAGCCUGCUCUGGCCCUGACCGAGUGGGAAGGCAGGCAGGGGGUGGCGGGGUCCUUUGGCUUCCUCUUCCUGGCAGCAGCUCUGCACCCUGGAGAGCAGAACAUUCAGCUCUGAAGAACACUGGUUGCCUGGGGCCUUUGCCACUCCUGGUCCCCUACGGUCUCUCCUCACAUCUUGCCUCUGCUUGUGCUGGGACAUUGUUCUCUAUGUCCAAGACAUCACCAUCCUGCCCCUCUCAGGGACACAGGCAAAGAGUGGGCCCCGGGCUGAGCAUGGAGCAAGGUGCUCUGCGUGGCUGGCUGACUGCCAAGUCAGAUUCUCUUGAAUAAAGUAUUCUAGUCUGGAGUCAGCUUCUCCAAGGGAGCGUCUCUGCCACAGCCGUGAACAACAGCAGAAAAUGGAAGCAGGAUAGAAAAAGGGCUCAUGGGUCCCAAAGCAGCCUUUGGCCUCGGAGGCCAAAGGUGGCUCUGGCCUCUCUUGUAGCUUCCUGGGGUGCCUUCUUCCCAGCUGCUUUAGGCAAAACCCUAAAGUCCACUCUUCCCAUAAUGAGGGGUUCCCAAGAUAUAGUCUUAGACCCAAAGUUGGGGAGGCCCUGGCCCCAGCCAUCCUUGAAUACCCUCAAAUUCAAGAGCAUAGGCCCCUUCCCCUCCCCCCAAGGACACCCCACCCCGCACCCCCCACCAAAUGCCUGGCCCUCUAGACCCUGAGUGAAUGGGGCUCUUCAGGUCCUGGCCCCAGGGGACUGAAAUGCCCAUCUCUAGCCUGCUCAGGCUGCUGAGGGCAGGGAUCUGCAGAGGCUGCCUCAUUUCUUUUUUCUUUUACCUCCCAUCUUCCUUUGCCUUCCUCCUGAAAGCCUUGGCAUGAAAUGAGAAAAAUGUUUUUUCUUUUCUUUUUUCAGUCCAAAUCUCUAGUACUAUCAGAUUCGCAUCUACCUCUUACCCACAUAGUGCCUUCUUUUAUUGUAUGGGUUGUGGGAAGGGGAGUUCCCUAUUCUCUCUCUUUGCAGGCUGCUCAGGACAAACCCACCAGGGUUCAGGGGCAGGCCUGCCUCAGGCUUUGGAGGGAAGCCAUGGACAGUCCAAUGGGGUGGGUGGCCCUGCUGAGGCAGCUGCCCUUGGCAGUCUGUUCACCGAUGCCUGGCUCCCCUGGAAGACACUCUGGUGAGAAUACACUUCUGGCUGGUGAUCACAGAUCGGGGUGUGGGCCAGCACCAGAGCCCUUUUCAUUUGCAGAGGGUGAAGGGGUCUGGUGUCUUCUCCUCUUCCUAGCAGCAGGAUCCAGUGGGGAAUAAAACACACAAGGACUUGCUCUCACAGAUCUUGUAUUUGAGUGGAGAGACAGACCAUAAUCAUGUGUUAUAGGAUAUUAGGUGGACAUUAUUGUUGCUCAAAUGGGUGACUGGACUUAUGGCUGAGGAAAAAGGGGUCUUGAGUACCCCACACUUUAAAACAAAGCAGAAGCAGUUUGGGGCUGGAUUCAGCUCCCUGUGGGAUUUGUUAAGAGUUGACUGAAGUAAUUCUGCUGGGCCCAAACAUCGCCCAGCACCCAUUCCUCAGUCUCCAUUAGCAGAAGACCAGGAAGGAGGAAGGGUUUGGGGAGGUCACUGGAGACCUGGGUUACUGGUCCCUCCCCCCUCCUCUCUCUAGAGCUGGCUUUGCCAUUCAGAUCAGGCCACAUGCCAUCUGAACUGGAAUUGAGGGAAGUGCAGAACUGAGGAGUGACAGAGGACAAAGAGGGGAUACUGUGAGACAUCCAAGAAGAGUUUCCCAUGGGUCACGUGGACAUGGUGAAAGGUUAAUGGCCAUGAGCUGCCUUGCCCGUGUUCUUCCAAGAGGGAGGCCUGCGAGUGAGGAGACACCACAGGCAAUAGGCUGUGGAUAUAGGGUAGGAGACAUAGCCGAGUGGGGAGUAUCAGAUGUAGAGCUGGAAAAGGCACACAGCAGGCGACAGUGCUGUGGGGUGGCCCUCUGCUGUGCCCGCAAGGGAUUGGCACCUGGAUGUGUGUCAUGCUAGGCGCAGUCACAGCCAGAGAGGAAAUGGCCAUAGCUAAGAGGAACUUUUCCCCAAUUUCUCCUUCCUGACCUCAUGUGAAAGAAGAGAAAGGGACCGUGGAGAGGGAAGUGGGGAGGAGUGCAAGGGCAGACUGUGCCCCUCCCUGCUCCCUGGAGCCAAAGCCAAGCGCUGCCUGGAGGAGGGAGAGGUGUUAGACUCAAAUUGGAUGGACCAGCCUAGAUGGGGCUGAACCUUUAAUAAAUUAAAGUGACAGGAGCAUUAGAAGAUCUGCCCAAAACACCAUUAAGAGACAAGAAAAGGAGAAUCAACAUAGUUCAUCUAGAAGCAAUGAUGAGAGAGAAAAAAAAACUGGUUUGUUUGUACUCCCACUGUUUGCUCAAUAAGCAAGCUACACGUGUAAACAAAAAAAUUAAUAAGAAAAUAUCUUAUUGCCAAAAUGUGAUUCCAGCACAUUAGAGGUGGCCUUGAAUUCUUUGACAUUCCUCCCCCGAGAGGGGAGGGAGGUCUCUGUUCCCUCCCUUUGAAUCUGAGUUGACCUGGGUCUGCUUUGAUCAAUAGAGUAUGGCAGAAGGGACCCUAUAAUAGUUCCAAGUCCUUGGAGCCCUGAGCUACCACGUAAGACGUCCAAUUACCAUGAGAUCACCAUGUUGGAAGGAAGCCCAAGCUAGCCAUAUAGAGGUGGAGAGAGAGAGAAAGACAGAGAGAGAGAUGCUUAGUCAGCCUUCAGUUGUUCUAGGCUCCCAGCCUUUACAGUCAUCUAACAGAAGCCGCAGAGACCCAUGGAGCAGAGACAAACUGUGUACUAUUUGAUUUCCUAACCCAUAGAAUCAUGAGAUAUAAUAAUAACAAAUUGUCUGGGGGCAGUUUUUUUAUGCAGCAAUAAAGGCUGAAUGGAAAAUAAGGAAAGGGGAUGAGUCAGGGUUUGAGGGAAGGUCCUUCAGACCAGGAGGUCACGAAGGCCUCUCCGUGGAGGAGAUAUUUGAGACAUUCUGUCAAAAGACAGAAGGAGUUGAUCAUAUGAAGAUCGCUCUAAACAGAGGACAAGAACACUCCGAACAGAAGACACAGCUGGUGCCACGGCCUUAGAAGGAAUCCCAGUGUGGCUGGAGCAUGAUGGUCAAGGGAGGAAGGGACCUGAGACGUGAUGUUAGAAGCAGGCAGGGCCCAGACCAUGGAGGGCUUUGCAGGGCGAGGAGUUUGAAUUUUGUUAUAAUGUGGAGGAAACCAGUGGAGGGUUUCAAGUAGAGGAAUGAAGUGAGACUACCCACAUUUUUCAAAUCACUCUGCCUUUUCUGUGGAGAAUGGAUCCUAGGAACACAAGGCUAGAGGUACAAAUAUCACUUACAAGGCUGUAGCAGAUCCGGGCAACCGACUGAAAUGGCUCGGUCUAGGAAGAAGUACUGGGGAUGGAGAGAAGUAGAGAGUUUGGUCUUAAUUAUACACGUGGGCUGCUUACCCUGAUCAUUCAUUCAUUCAUGAGCAUUUUUUGAAUCUACUAG
This is a messenger RNA of Rhinolophus ferrumequinum (greater horseshoe bat), 4837 nucleotides long. RefSeq names its product placental growth factor (gene PGF). Bases 354 to 929 code for a protein of 191 amino acids. Gene Ontology annotation, cellular component: membrane. Gene Ontology annotation, biological process: sprouting angiogenesis; vascular endothelial growth factor signaling pathway; positive regulation of angiogenesis. Lineage: Eukaryota; Metazoa; Chordata; Mammalia; Chiroptera; Rhinolophidae. The transcript is spliced from 7 exons. Gene Ontology annotation, molecular function: vascular endothelial growth factor receptor binding; chemoattractant activity; growth factor activity. The record is from RefSeq and is a predicted model, not a curated record.